Nylanderia fulva is the source of this 1191-nucleotide messenger RNA. RefSeq lists its product as uncharacterized. NCBI's taxonomy places the organism in Eukaryota, Metazoa, Arthropoda, Insecta, Hymenoptera, Formicidae. Gene Ontology annotation, molecular function: pyrophosphatase activity. Gene Ontology annotation, cellular component: cytoplasm. The record is from RefSeq and is a predicted model, not a curated record.
AUGGAUUUAUUGAAGAAAAGCUUCAAGAAGUAUUUUGAGAGCAAUAGGAAAAAGAUAGUUCAUGGUGAAAUAUCCAUUUGUAUUGGGAAUGAGGGAUGUGACUUAGAUAGCUUUAUCUCCUCUCUGGUAGUUGGAUAUGCUGAGGAGGUAAUUCACGUGGUAAAUAUGAAAAAAGAGGUUUUUAUAUGCAAAGGAGAGCUGAUGUGGGUGUGUAACAAAUUUGGAAUAGAAGUGGACGAUUUAAUUUUCUUUGAAAGACCUAUGGGGCAAUUCUCACCUAGAGCUAGAAUCUUAGGAUCCUAUUUUCUAACAAAGGAUGGUAAAUACUUCUUAGAAAGUAAGAAAAUAACAUUACAUCUAACAGACCACAAUGACCCUGUCCCAGAAAUGAUAUUUAAUGAGAUCGAACUUAUCAUAGAUCACCACAAACUAGAAGACCACAUUUACAAUGUUAAGAGGAUUUAUAUAGACAUAGAUGUAGGAUCAGCCACUACUUUGGUUUCUAAAUAUUUGGGAAAGGAUUUGAGUAGAAAGCAUCACUGUGUGAAGAGUACUAAAGAGAGUUUGAGUAAAGCUGAAAAGAAAAUGAAAGAGACACUGUGUAGUUGUAUAGCUCAACUACUUUUAAUACCAAUACUUACAGAUACGAGGUUUUUAAAGAGAAGAACGAGCAUUUUUGAUUAUCUGGAGUAUAAGAAGCUUAAAAAGAGAGCUAGUAUUAGUAACAAGGAGCUUAGGAAGAAUCUGAGAGGGAUGAAGAAAGCCAGAAGUAAUGAUAAAGAAUACCCAACAGAGAUAAUCCUACAAAAAGAUUAUAAGAAUUACCUUUUUAACGAGAUGAGGUUCGGGUGUUCAACCGUUAAGUACGACUUUGAGGUGUGGAUAGAAAGGGAAGGGAAGGGUUCCAAGGGUGUAAAACAAGAUAAAAUAGGAACUGUCCUCCUUAGCCAGCUACAAAGCUUCAAGGAGGACAUGGGAAUUGACUUUCUAAUUGUUGGUUGUAAAUUGAAGAAGAAGAGGCAUUACAUCAUUCUAAAUCUUCCAUAUCUCACUAUCUUUUCUAAGGAGAACCUUUUUGAGCUGGUAAAUUAUAAGGGUCUUUCUUACUUUAGAGCACCUGUAGAACUUUCCAGAAAACUCCUUGUACCGAGAAUUAAAGCCUUUCUAAAUAGAAGCAAAAUCUGUGCUUAA